AUGUCUCCAGACCUAAAGCCUAUUGAGCAUCUGUGGGACGUCCUCAAACAGAAGGCGGAGGAGCCCAAGGUCUCCAACAUCCACCAGCUCCGUGUACUGCGUGCCUAUUGGUGGGAUGUUGGUGAGGCAGCCGGUGUCGGUGGGGGCAGCGGCAGCACCUACAUCUACGGCUUCAUGGACUCCAACUACAAACCGGGACUGAGCAAAGACCAGUGUCUGGAGCUCACUGCUGCAGCUCUGUCUCUGGCGGGAGAGAGACGGCUCCAGCGGCGGCGUGGUCAGAUGGCGAGCAUCUCAGAGGAGGGAGUGGAGAGACGAGUCAUACUGGGAAACCAGCUGCCCAAAUAUCCACACACUAAACACGUUAAUGUCCAUUUUGUUGUGAUAAUAAAGGUUUCAGUCUGUCCCUGUCCUGUCCUUCUUAAACAGACUUCUACAGUUCUGUGGGUCCAGGAUUAG
Molecule: messenger RNA, 459 nt
Organism: Micropterus salmoides (largemouth bass)
Lineage: Eukaryota; Metazoa; Chordata; Actinopteri; Centrarchiformes; Centrarchidae
Product: proteasome subunit beta type-6-like
Exons: 3
Coding region: 1-459 (152 amino acids)
Cellular component (GO): proteasome core complex
Molecular function (GO): threonine-type endopeptidase activity
Source: RefSeq, a predicted model, not a curated record